CAACCAGAUCGAUAAUGUCGGCUCGUCUAGCAUUGAGAUCCCUCCGGACAGGCGUUCGACCGGUCGUUCCUGCUCGUGUCUUGGCGGUUCAACCCUCCAGAUUUCUAUCCACUCAACAAUCUCCCGACGAUAGAGCGGCAGCUAUCAUCAAUUCUGUCCCUUCCACUUCACUCUGGACCAAAACUGGUGGGAUCGUAUUGGGGACAGCUGUGACUGCUGCGGCAGUGUCCACGGAGAUUUAUGUCGCCAAUGAAGAAACCGUCCUCGCUGUCGGCUUUCUCGUCCUUCUCGCUGCUAUCGCCCGUUCCAUCGGUUCACCAUACACCGCCUGGGCGGAGAACCACAUCAAUCGUAUCAAGGACGUCCUCGGUUCUGCCCGUGCUGAGCAUACAAAAGCGGUGACGGAACGUAUCGAUUCCGUCAAUCUUCUCAAAGACGUCGUCCCCCUCACCGAGCAAUUGUAUGCCGUCGCAAAGGAGACCAAUGCCCUCGAGCAUGAAAACUUUCUCCUUCAACAGGAGCAAGCGGUCAAGGCCGAAUUGAAAUCGGUCCUUGACAGUUGGGUGAGGUACGAGCAGCAACAGCGUGAGGCUGAGCAGGCGGCUUUGGUCAAAACUGUGACGGAGAACGUGCAGUCCGAGUUGGCCAAGCCUGCUUUCAAAAAACAAUUGCUAGAGGAGGCUUUGGUGCAGGUUGAGCAGAUUUCGCGGUCGAAACAGAUCUAAAGGACCUGUAGUUGGGUGGAUGGUGCUUGAGAUCGCGAUGCGGCGAGCAGAGGUCAGCACUUGCAUGAGGAGGUCAUAAGAGGGGAGUGUGGACGAUAGGCGAUACUAGAGCCUUUCCAGGCGUACAAAAUGCAACAAAAUGGUUCGAGGUUG
Molecule: messenger RNA, 878 nt
Organism: Tremella mesenterica DSM 1558
Lineage: Eukaryota; Fungi; Basidiomycota; Tremellomycetes; Tremellales; Tremellaceae
Exons: 7
Coding region: 15-725 (236 amino acids)
Biological process (GO): proton motive force-driven ATP synthesis
Molecular function (GO): proton transmembrane transporter activity
Source: RefSeq, a predicted model, not a curated record